Molecule: messenger RNA, 1155 nt
Organism: Xenopus laevis (African clawed frog)
Lineage: Eukaryota; Metazoa; Chordata; Amphibia; Anura; Pipidae
Product: complexin-3
Exons: 4
Coding region: 69-737 (222 amino acids)
Source: RefSeq, a predicted model, not a curated record
GGAGCCGGUCACAUGGCUCAGUGAGUAGGGACUUUAUCCCACAGGCUAUUUCAGUGAAGGAACAAUACAUGCGGAUUGUGACACAGGCUUAUCCCAACUUAACGGAUUGUUCUGCACCUUUAUCUGCCCAGCUGCUUCCUCCUGCAACACUGCCAGCUCACACGGGACGGACCCUACAUAUUCCCCAGGUGAGACAGAGAGGGGCAAAACAGAUAUUCCUCAGCACCACCAAUGAACUCUAUCUCCCCACCCUAAUGACCCUACAAAUGGCAUCCUCUGCCAAGUCCUUAUUUGGGGGUCCUACAAAGAGUAAGUCGUGCUUCAGCAAUGUGGGGUUCACCCAGGAACACAACCCCCGCAAGGAAGAGAGUCCAUUGUGGAACCUCAAGAGAAGACUGAGCUCAGAGGAGCAACAUGAAAGGAGACUCCAGGCCGACAUGGAGACAAGGGAUUCCCUAUACGCCCAGAGGAAGGCGGAGAGAGCGAUGAUGAGGGAACAGAUGCGGAGCAAAUAUCACCUGCCCAAGAGCGCCCAAGACCAACAGCAGAUGAAGGCUGCAGGGAGUCCCGUACAGUUGCCCAAGGAACUACGCAACAUGGCACUGCCAGGGGAGAGUCGCCCACACAAAUCCUCAUUGUGGGGGUUCCUGCACCCUCCCAGUCUUGCACCCCAGAGGAAAAGUGCUCAUCCCAAAAUGGCUUCCCUGGUGCCAGGAACAAACUGCCAGCUCAUGUGACUUGUCUGACUGUCACCCUUGGGGUCAAAUAGAGUCAAUGACACCCUGUUAGUGAGGCCCCCCCAAAUAGUAGAGUGUCAGCUCCAGGGGUGUCACAUGGCACAGAAUUCUGGGAAUUUCCCUAUGGAUAGUGCCAGCCUGUGCCUCAUGCCCCCAAGGGCCCCUCUCUAGAGCAUCAGAUACAAAACACUGGCACCCCCUACCCUGAAACCCAACCUACCCCCGGCUCAUUAGUUGCCCUGCCAGAUAUUUGCCUCCUACAGAUCAUGUGGCACAGUCAAUCCGGCACCGGCCUGGGGCACAGGAGUUGUACAACGUGUGUGGGGCCCAAGUGUGGCAUGCUGGGAAAAACAUGGCGGGACCAUAUGUUGUGAGACCUUCAGCCUCUGUAUGUGAAAUAAACUACUGCUUCUCUUCA